AUGGCCGAUCGUAAACCAUCCGUUUCCACCUCUAGGACUACGGCUGGCAAUGGCGCCGCUGGGGAUACCUCAACAGGUACCACAAAUACCCAAACGACGACUGCUAUAAACACGCGCUCUACAUCUCCUUAUGGAACCCGCUCCCGUGGUAGAGGGGCACGUAUAAAUUAUGCCGAGGACAAGGACAAUGACAUGGACUAUGAAUUCACCUCUACCCCUUCGACGUCAUCUAGUAAAUCUGCCGCCGCCGCCGAGCCAGCACCCUCGACGAGUGUGUCGCGGAGAGCAUCAGCAGUUGGAGCUGGGGCGAAGGACAAGGAGGCUGUUAAGGAGAAUAUUGCGACGGUAGUCGCUGCUACAACCGCAUCCGGAUCAAAAAAGAGAAAGAGCGCCCAUCCGGCGCCCAUUAUGCCAAAGGAUAUGACACUUUCAAAUAUGAUGAGCUUUCAGAACCCCCGUCUCAAAGAUGGGAGCUUGAUCGCGGACGAUGGUACUUCGCUCGCUGUAAACGGUAUAGUUCUUGCAACUCCUCUUCUCACGAGCUCCUGUGAAAUCCGGACAUCUACAGAGCUUAGCGAGGCACCCGAAUUCUUGUUCUUAUUCUUUUAUUUUUUCACUCCUGCCCGUUCGUCAAUGUAAAUUGGGGGGUAAAUUGUUGACGCUAACAGUAACAUCUCUCUAGACCAUAUUUAUCUCGUAUGCGAGCCUCCUGGGGAGCCCUAUUAUCUUGCCCGAAUUAUGGAAUUUCUUCAUGCAAACAAUAAUCCAUCACUGUCUAUAGAUUCAAUACGGGUCAAUUGGUAUUAUCGACCAAAGGAUAUUCAGCGAAAGGUUACCGACACGCGCGUGCUCUUCGCGUCCAUGCACUCUGAUUGUUGCCCACUCGCUUCCAUUCGUGGCAAAUGUUUCAUUUCACAUAGAUCGGAGAUUAAAGAUGUUGACGAAUACCGGAAGCAGCGAGAUAGCUUUUACUUUGAAAAGAUGUUCGAUCGCUAUAUUCACCGAUACUACGACGUUAUCCCUACGACAAUGGUUCGUAAUGUUCCGGAAAAGGUCCGAAAAGUGUUGGUUGAAAGGUGGAAGUAUUUGCUGGUUGAGCCGCAGCGAGCAAAGGAAUUAUGCAGCCAAAUGAAGGAAUGCAAGAGGUGUUCGGGCUACUGUGCAACGUACGAAAUUCUCGAGAAGAACCCUUUCAUUUUUUCAGAUGUUUUUCUUUUCUUUUUCGCUCCCCCCCCCCUCCCCCCCACCAUCUUCUGUGUAUUUUAGGGUUGCUAAUGUGAUGGCUUGUAGGACCGAUUCCGUACAUUGUGCAGUUUGUGGUCACACAUACCAUAUGAAUUGUGUUCGCCCUCCAUUGCUCAAGAAGCCGAGUAGAGGGUUCGCUUGGGCGUGUGGACCUUGUAACCAAGCCCAGGAACGCAAACUUGAGGCACGCAACACGCCCAAUCUGACGCUUGGGAUGGGGAAUAGUAACGACCUUGAAGACGAUGUUUUUGACGAUGAGGAGGAGGACUUAUCGCCGAGGGCUGUCCCUUCUGACACCGCGACCCCUUCCGAAGCAGCCGAUCAUGAUAAACAACCCACACCAGAGCAAUUAGCAUGGGCGAGAAUGUGGCCUAUGAGAUAUCUUGGCCAGCAUUGCCGUGUCGAAGACGCCUUGGAUUAUGAUGAUCGCAUAUAUCCUCGAGCGGCCUCGCGGAUAGGGCCCAGGCACCAAGCGAAUGUCAAUCCUUGGCAUGGGCGACCUGUCGAGUAUGUGAAGCCUAUCGAGAAGAGAAAACCUCAAAAGGGUGGCAGCAAGAGCGCUAAAAACGCCGCGGCAGCAGCGGCGGAGGCCGAAGCGGCAGCGGAGAGAGAACGGCGUCCAAAAUGGGUGAUGGACGAACCCGUGGGAUAUAUUCGGCGAGGCGAGGAUGACGGCUCAACCUCCGCUUUGCUCUUUAAAAUGCCCGAUUUGCCGGAGGAGGAGGAAGGAGAGGAGGCAGAAAAAAAGCGAGUAGAACAUGGGGAAUCCAUUGACCGUUUUAUGUCAGAUGCGUCCAAGAUCGCCGAGACCCUACCUGGUGGGGGUGUUAAAGAAUGGACCGUCAAUUUUCAGGAUAAAGCAAUCGAGCUUCUCUAUGCCAACAACUUUGAUGAAAGGAGAGCCUUAGCUCAGCUCGGCAAAAUGCAUGUUAUGAGAGAUCUCAAGGAGCCUAGAUUUAAGCCCGAUGAGCAUAAGCGGUUUGAGGAAGGCGUAGCGAAAUUUGGAAGCGAACUUCAUGCUGUCACCAAGAAUGUCAAGACAAGGAAAACGGCGGAGAUCGUGAGAUACUACUAUACGUGGAAGAAAACCGCCAAAGGCCGUGAGAUAUGGGGCAAUUUCGAGGGACGAAAAGGAAAAAAAGAGGUUAAGGUUAGGGACAAGGAGCACGGAGCGAAAUUGGUGGACGAUGUUGCCGAUGAUGAUGACGACUCCGCCUUUGAUAAUAACAAAGCUGGCGAAAGGAAACGGGGGUUUCAAUGCAAAUUUUGUAACACGCGUGAGAGCAGGCAGUGGAGACGUGCACCCGGUGUACAACCUGGAACACUGAUUCCUGCGGAUAAAGCCACCGCAAGCUCGAAGAAGAGGGGUGGAGAGGAGAGAUGGCUCGUCAGUGCACUUUGUAGACGGUGCGCAGAGCUCUGGAGAAAAUAUGGUAUACAGUGGGAGGAGCCCGAAGAAAUUCAAAAAAAGAUCAACCAAGGAGGUGGCAGAGCGUGGAAGAGAAGGAUAGAUGAGGAGAUGCUAAAGGAAAUGACUGCCGCGCUAGCAGAUGAGAGGGCGGAAGCCGCUGCGCUUGCUGCCGCCUCAGCCCUUGCGACACCUACUCCGCCAGUAUUAAACGGCACUCCUGCUGAUGCACAAGACGAAAAGAGGGAGCCAGCCCGGAAAAAACAGAAAACAGAGGUUAAUGGCUCGUCAAAGAAAGGAAAGGAGAGGGCUGAGAGGAAGGAGCCACCGCCUCCUCCACCGGAGCCGCCAAAGCCAAAACUGUUACCGUGCGGGAUCUGUGAGGAGUUGGAGCCCCUGGGGGACCAGCACUUGGUGUGUCGGGACUGCAAAAUGUCUGUACACAAGGCGUGCUAUGGCGUCGGCGAGCAGCGUGGAGCGAACAAAUGGGUUUGCGAUAUGUGCGCUAAUGACAAGAACCCAACCGUUUCCACUGUAAGUCUCCCUACUCCACAUUCGAGAAAGUGUACUCACGGGUUACAGAACUACGAGUGCGUUCUGUGUCCCUGUCAUGGUUUCACCGAUCAUGAGGACGGCGGCGUUGGUACUAGCGAUAAGGACCUUGCGUCUAAAGGUCCAGGCAGGAAAAAGAUUCCAGGGGAGAAGGAUAAGCCGAUCAUCAAUAAUCACGGCUCACAUGAGGAUGGCCGUAAGGUUAAGGAGAUCGAUAAGCGUCGGCCAAAACACCCUCGUGAACCACUGAAGAAGACGUCGGGGAAUAAUUGGGCCCAUGUUGUAUGCGCUAUCUGGACCCCCGAGACAAAAUUCGCAGAGGCAAAGACCAUGAAGAUUGUUGAAGGCAUUGGCACUAUCCCCGUAGCGAGAUGGUCACAAACCUGCAAGAUUUGUGAGAGCGAUGGGGGUGCUUGCGUUGGAUGUCAUGUGUGCCACGAGAGCGGUAAGUGUCCACAGCCGCCUUAUACUUUUUGCAAGUUUUGCUAAUGUAACAUGUUCACAGUUCAUGUCGGUUGUGCGCAUAAGGCGGGAUGGCCAAUGGGAUUUGAUAUCCAGCCGGUGAAAGGCUCCAAGAAAGAUCAAGCAAACAUCGUCAAGCUUGGCAACGAAACCGGAAGUAUGACCGCUGCUAUCUGGUGUCCGGAACACGACCCGAAAACGACCAGACAUGCGCUCAACGAGAUAUCUGAGGAGACCGGACAGGUAAGCCUCAGGGUAGGGCGUUUCGGAAAAAGACUAUAUUAACAGUUGUUUUGCAGAACGCCUUACAGCUAUAUACUACGACAUAUAAACAAGCGGAUCUAACGCUUACGGGAACGGUUCGUAAGGCGAACCUGAUGACGAUAUCCACCAAGGCUUCGCAGUCGCACAGGAGAAAUAGUGCAGGGGGGGCAUCCGCAAAUAAUAUGGCCAAUGGUAAAGAGUUGGCUUGUUCGCCCACAACUGUGUACAUCAAGAUGGAGGGGGCGGAGGACAAGGUUGGAGGAAUUGAGGGGCUUCUUGAUGAUCACGUAGGUGGCGAUGAGCCCAAGCGCUGCUUCAGGUGCCAAACGGAUGUCAGCCCACUCUGGCGGAAGGUUCCUAUGGAUACACCAAGCCCAACAGAAAAUACUACACAUCUGACCAAUGGGACGCCACAACCUGCUACCAAUGGGGUGCUGACCAAUGGAGAUGCAUCUUCGCGUUCGUGCACCGUUGGGCUACUCUGUCAUCGCUGCCAAAACAAGGAUCAGGAGCCGGGGCAAUCGCAGCAUUCUCCCCCAUUUUCAGCAACGAACGGGCAUCAGCGGAGCAGGUAUGCGCCACUUCCACCAUUAUCCACAUUCCUAGCGUCUCAACAGGCGGUCGCGCCACCCCCACCACCGCCUCCAGUGUUGAUCCAGGGUACCGGGCCGUCUGGGGUACCGCAACCAAUGCCUCUCCAGAUGGCUCCCCAGUUAGUGACU
Molecule: messenger RNA, 4653 nt
Organism: Tuber aestivum (summer truffle)
Lineage: Eukaryota; Fungi; Ascomycota; Pezizomycetes; Pezizales; Tuberaceae
Source: the annotation of a GenBank genome assembly